CAACCUGAGGCUAAUAUCCCGUGACCCCGGCGUAUCACGUAUUGAAAGCAAAACGGCGAUACCGCUAGUCCAGACAGGGCCUAGCGUCGUCCGCCCGCAUGGCUGAGUCAGCGUCGUUUGUUUACCGCCCGCCGUCACUGCAGAAACGGAAUCCUUCACUCACUUCCAAGUUGUCCAGACGCUCUCCUGCACGACUUCUCGUUGGCUCAUUCCCCUCGUCUGUCUGUUUACUCGGCCAUGCGGGCUGCCCUCUGACAGGUUGCAGUCGUCUCCUUCUUCAAUCCCAUUGUCCGCUUUUGCUUCUUCCUCUCACACCCACCAUCCUGCCAUACGUGCUUUGUUUACUGUCCUCAGGAGUGGCUUCAUGAGUUGCAGUCACCAACUCCGACUCCCCUGCUUUCUCUGCUGUAAAUAGCUAGCCGACCUUGUAUCUAUCACCGCCAUGGAGAACGAUUAUUCGGUAUGUGUGCUGCAAUGGCGCAUCGU
Messenger RNA from Aspergillus steynii IBT 23096, 486 nucleotides. RefSeq lists its product as uncharacterized. The record is from RefSeq and is a predicted model, not a curated record. The transcript has a single exon. Bases 99 to 368 code for a protein of 89 amino acids. NCBI's taxonomy places the organism in Eukaryota, Fungi, Ascomycota, Eurotiomycetes, Eurotiales, Aspergillaceae.